UCAGUGGCCAUGGCGGAUACAGCGACUACAGCAUUGGCGGCGGCAGCGGCUAGUGUCGCCAACGCCUCGACCGAUGCACCUCCUUUCCAGCUGGGCAAACCCCGCUUCCAGCAGACAUCUUUCUAUGGCCGCUUCAGGCACUUCCUGGAUAUCAUCGACCCUCGCACACUGUUUGUCACUGAGAGACGUCUCAGAGAGGCUGUGCAGCUGCUGGAGGACUACAAGCAUGGGACCCUGCGCCCGGGGGUCACCAAUGAACAGCUCUGGAGUGCUCAGAAAAUCAAGCAGGCUAUUCUACACCCGGACACCAAUGAGAAGAUCUUCAUGCCCUUUAGAAUGUCAGGUUACAUUCCUUUUGGGACGCCAAUUGUUGUCGGUCUUCUCUUGCCCAACCAGACACUAGCGUCCACUGUCUUCUGGCAGUGGCUGAACCAGAGCCACAACGCUUGUGUCAACUAUGCAAACCGCAAUGCUACUAAGCCUUCACCUGUGUCCAAGUUCAUCCAGGGCUAUCUGGGAGCUGUCAUCAGUGCCGUCUCCAUCGCUGUGGGCCUUAAUGUCCUGGUGCAGAAAGCCAACAAGUUUACCCCGGCCACCCGCCUUCUCGUCCAGCGAUUUGUGCCCUUCCCUGCCGUAGCCAGUGCCAAUAUCUGCAAUGUGGUCCUGAUGCGGUACGGGGAGCUGCAGGAAGGCAUCGAUGUCCUGGAUGGUGAUGGCAACCUCGUGGGCUCCUCCAAGAUUGCAGCCAGACAUGCCCUGCUGGAGACAGCGCUGACACGAGUGGUCCUCCCCAUGCCCAUCCUGGUGCUACCUCCGAUCGUCAUGUCCGUGCUGGAGAAGACGGCUCUCCUGCAGGCGCGCCCCCGGCUGCUCCUCCCUGUGCAAAGCCUCGUGUGCCUGGCAGCCUUCGGCCUGGCCCUGCCCCUGGCCAUCAGCCUCUUCCCACAGAUGUCAGAGAUUGAAACAUCCCAACUGGAGCCUGAGAUUGCCCAGGCCACCAGCGGCCGGACAGUGGUGUACAACAAGGGGCUGUGAGCGGUAGCAGGCCAGCCGGCCUGGGGACAGAGCGUUGUCCAGGCCGGGGAGUUGGGGACAGGGAAGGGGUCUCAUGGGCUGCACCUGCAGAGAGGGGCAAACCGAGCCCCCCAGUCCUGGGCCACCUGGCACUGCAGUGGUAGAGACUAACCCAUUCACCUGUUAACAUAAGGGUGAGGAAUUCUAACACAUUUCCUAUAAAAAUAAUCAAGUGCAUUUCUGGGCCUUACGUGGGGUUGUCAUAACUCUACUCAGCACAAUUAUGUGUGAAGCUGAAAAAUUGUAGAGUGCCCACAGGGUAGAAUUAGGAUCCUUUUAUACUUUGGUUUCUUUUUUCUUUUUCUUUUUUAUCAGAAUCAAGUCUGAGCCUUGGCUGCAGCCGCCCAGAUGCGGCAGGUGGACAGGUGGUAGUGUAGGAGUGGGCCUGGGAGUUGGUGGAUUUAAGAGAUUACCGUAGCUGGGUUCGAUGGCUCCCAGGGCUGGGCUGGGGAGAGGAGGGGAGGCAGUCUCCACCUCAUAGGAUGAAUUGCCUACAACUAAGGUCCUCAGGAGGUGGUCCAGGGAGUCAAGCAGCAUGGGAGGCCUCUGGAAGAUUCCUUGGGCGGCUGGCUCUGAGGGUGGCCAGCCUUUAUCCAUGCCACAUCUGUAGAACCAGUUCCUCUGCACGAAGUCCACUGACACACUGGGACUGGUGUCACCCUUCGUGGAGCCCUGAUGUAUUUGAGGCCCCUGAGAUGACCCCAGCUUCAGGCAGGAAGCCCCAAGAAGGAAUGAUGUUUUCUGGGAACCACGGACUGCACUCCUUCCAGGCACCAGGCUGGACGGCUGGGUGUUGGGGCUGAGAGUGGGCCUGGAGCCAGGCUGACUGCAUCAGGGGGUCCUCUCCAGCCACAGAGGCUGCCUGCCCCAUCCAGCUGCAUCCUGACUGGGAGGGUCUCGUGCCUGAGGGUGUGGAGGCCAGAUCUCUAGGCAUCUAUCUGAGAGGCAACAUCGACCCAGGAACAGUGGGCCCCAGCUCUGGCACUAAUUUGGGCUGUGUGACCUUGGACAAAUCCACUCCCUUCUCUGAGCCUCCACUCCCUAUCCAGAACCAGAGGACUGGAUCGAGGGGAUCCCACCUGCUCUUCCAGCUAGACUUCGUCUUUGCCUGUCCUGCUUGGAUGCUGGUCAUGCCAGGCACAUCCCCAACGUGGACACUGGACUGGGAAAAGGGCAGGUCCCUUUGGGAAUGGCCAGCAGUUUGCCCUCAGAACCUGGACUUUGCCCUUCUGUGUGUGACCCCAAAUCUUGGGAGAACUUGAGCUUUGCCAGACACUUUACAGUUCUGAAGGAGGAGGCAGCAUGGGUGCCUGGGCCUGAGUGUGGGGUCACAUGUGGGUGCGUGCCACCUCUCGCCCCACAGGGCCCUCCAAGGCCACUGGCUGCCGACUCCCAUCUCCCUCCCAUUUGCGGGCCAGGAGAGAGGAGAGAGCUCUGCAGAAGAAAGCAGGGCUGAGGUGGGGGUGAACAGGGUAACCCCUUGUCUUAAAGGCCCAAGCAAAGAGGAAGUACGGGCCUCAAUGCACCCCUCGCCUGACCCCAACUGGAAUAGAGCCCUGGACAGGCAGCUGCAGGGCCUCCCUCCCCUGGUGACUCCACCUGGGGAGAGACCUGGCUGGAGGUGAGCAUAGGUGCGUGCAGGAAAAGGCUGGCGCCGGGCAGCAAGGGCGUGGCCACAGCGGCUCUCCAUCCUGAGGGCAGGGGUAGGUGCCCGCGGGUCUUCCACGGGCAUUGACGCAUGCACCUCCCAGAAGCCCCUGCUGCCCUCACCUCCCAGCCAGCCCUGGAACCCCCAAGCUAGCUCUACAGGACACUGCCCUGAGGGCUCCCUACUCUCCUGAGGAGCUGCCGACCUCCUGCCCAUCAGGAAAGGGAGAAGGCAGAGACAAGGAGAACAAAACAGCAGAGUGGACGGGUGCCACAGUGUUGGAGGGGCAGGUAUUUUUAAGCUCAUCUCGCCAUAAUGUGAAUGUGCCAAUGACUGGGGGCUAGGCAUGUCUCAGUCCUCUUUUGAAAAGCUCACUUCAAGCUCCCCCUGCCCACCUCUCAUUGGGUCUUGUUCUUGUGCACUUUACCUUGGGACCAAAACUGCCCACCCUCGCCCCAUUCUCACCCCCUCCAGAGGCCUGGCAGAGAUGGGGUCUUCAAAUCCCUCUCUGUGCUGGCUGCCUGGGCCUGUCCCAGCCCAGCCCUGUGGCCUCAGCAUCUCAUAACCUACUUACUUUGUCUCUUGGGUGAUUUCUAGUCAUGCUCCCAAAUGCAAUUUCAGGUGAGCUAAGGGGGCUCCUCCUGGUGGAGGAGGCAAAGGAUCCUUUUAGCUCAGGGUGAUGGUGACGCAGGUUCAGCGGGCCAUGCUGCUAAGCCCUGGUCUGGCUGCAGAAAGCACAAGGGGAAACUUUUGGCUAACAUCCAUCCCCAACUCUGCUGAGGCCAGAGGAAGGGAGUCCUAGUGGGCAGACUGGCUCAUGACUGAGGCGGCUGCCCAGCCAGAACCCACAGGUCAGGGCUGGCCCAGCUGUGCCACAGUACAGGGCACACCUGCAGCUGGUUCUCCAGCCCUUGCGCACCCACCCGACCCUCCUCUGGUCAUGUCCAGCUUUCCCUCAGGCUCGGGGAUGCCCUUCUCCCAUUUCUGGAGAGCAGUCUGAGGGUGCAGGGACCAAAAGCCCAAGACAAGAUGGCUGCUGAGUCAAGAUGGCUGACAGACCCCUUUCCACUUCCUGGUUGUGAGCCGGCUUACUUCCUGUCCUGGGCCUCUAGCCCCGGAGAAGCGUGGAGUCCUGAGAGGAGAAGGACUAGUGGACAGAAGCAGAGGUGAUUUUCCAGCCCUGGGCUGGUGUGAGUCAGGCAUCAGCACACAUGCCUCGGCCACACCCAGGGGGCUCCGCAGUGUCUUUUUAACUUCUCAGAAAUUUUCUCAAUCUCUGUGAUUUAUGUAAUACUAACGAGCUGUGGGCAAUAAAUGAUGGAUUUAAAGCA
Molecule: messenger RNA, 4053 nt
Organism: Equus quagga
Lineage: Eukaryota; Metazoa; Chordata; Mammalia; Perissodactyla; Equidae
Gene: SFXN5
Product: sideroflexin 5
Exons: 14
Coding region: 10-1035 (341 amino acids)
Biological process (GO): mitochondrial transmembrane transport; monoatomic ion transport; citrate transport
Cellular component (GO): mitochondrial inner membrane
Molecular function (GO): citrate transmembrane transporter activity; monoatomic ion transmembrane transporter activity
Source: RefSeq, a predicted model, not a curated record